Molecule: messenger RNA, 666 nt
Organism: Beta vulgaris subsp. vulgaris (sugar beet)
Lineage: Eukaryota; Viridiplantae; Streptophyta; Magnoliopsida; Caryophyllales; Amaranthaceae
Product: protein FANTASTIC FOUR 1-like
Exons: 1
Coding region: 1-666 (221 amino acids)
Source: RefSeq, a predicted model, not a curated record
AUGAGGGGUUUUAACGCAGCCAAACACACUUUGUGGAACCAAUACCUUCCUAUUGUAGGGCAUUUCGUCACUAACCUUAAAUACUACGAAAAUCAAAGGAGAAUUCAUGAGAAAAGAAGUUGGGAGCCCUCUACCUCAGCACCUCCACUUAGAGGAACCUAUCAUGUGGGAGUAAGCUCGGGAACUAAGGUUGUAGAUGUGAAUUUUGAGAACCCUAGAGUUAAAACUGAUCCACAAACGACAUCUAGAGCUGUAAAAAGAGCAAGAUAUCAGACUUUUGGGAAUGAGUUCAUACCCGAGAACCACCAGAUAGAGUCAAACCUUAGAACUGUUACCUACAUUUUCAAUGAUGAAGAGAAUAAUAGGACAUUCAUCGCAGUGGUUGGAGAAGAUCAUGUUGCACCUAUUCUUGACUUAGAAAAUGAGGAAGAGGAAGAUCCUAAUGAAAAUGAGCCUGAUGAAGAGGAUCCGAUUGAGGAAAAUGACCACGAAGAAGAAAAAGAGUCCAUAGAAGAAGAAGAAGAAGAAGAACCCAUAGAAGAGGAAGAAACCAUGGAGGAAGAUGAACCUAUAGAGGAUGAGGAGCCUUUUGAGGACGAAGCCGACAUGAAAGAAGGAAUAGAAAAUCCUUACUCAAAUGACAAAACUCACCAUCAUAGUCCCUAG